AUGACUUUUAAUUAUCAACAAAACCAAAACCAAGAUAGUCAACAAUUCCAACAAAUCACAAGUCUCGAUCAAGUUCUUCUUCAACCGAUUCAAAAUUCCGAUAUUUCUCAGCAACGCCCUCAAAAUCUAGCUCAACAAAGUUAUGGACAGCAAAUUCAGCAAGCUCAAAAUUACGUCCACCAGCAAAUUCAAAGUUAUGGUCAGUAUAACCAAAACAAUAACAACGUGAUGAUGACAACCCAAGCUUUGCCUCAACAACAACCUCUUUAUAACUCGCUUACAUCAUCACCUACAAUUUAUAAUAAUGAUGAUGACCUUUUAAUUUUAAGAAUCUCUGGUCGUUUGUCGAUGAUUAAAGAUUCUAUUAUGACGAUAAAUCAACAAUAUACUGAAUUGGAACAAGAUUUCAUUAAGUUAAGACGCAAAUAUAAUCAUAGUUGUUAA
Messenger RNA from Entrophospora candida, 444 nucleotides. The record is from the annotation of a GenBank genome assembly. NCBI's taxonomy places the organism in Eukaryota, Fungi, Glomeromycota, Glomeromycetes, Entrophosporales, Entrophosporaceae.